GUUCAGCGCAGUUUCCACUCGGAACUAUUGUGGUAGUGCGCAUGUGCAGCCGGUGCAUCAACACAGCUGCAUCCGGUUGCACUGCUGCACAGAAUUGUGCUACUAUUUCUUUUUUCUGCGGCUUUCUUUCCCUCUAACCUACCCCAGAGAAUGAGCCCAUUUACGUUAGACGCCUUAACGUCUUAUUUAACCAUAAAGUGAAACAUGGUGCCGUUGAAGAGAAGGAAAGUCUCCUCAGGUGCUGGGAAAACUGGGAAUACUUGGAGUGGAGUGCCUGCCAAAUUCCCUCAGGUGGUUUUAUUCCUGUUGGAAAGAAAAAUGGGAGCCAGUCGAAGAGCAUUUCUCUCUCAGCUCGGUCAAAAGAAAGGAUUUCAGGUGGAGGAGUUGUUCAGUGAGAGCGUCACACAUGUGAUUUCUGAGAAUAACUCUGGAGAUGAGGUCAGGACGUGGCUGGACUCACAGAUUGGAGGUCAGUGCAGGACACCGGCUCUCCUUCUGGACAUCAGCUGGUACACAGAGAGCAUGAAGGCGGGACAUCCUGUUGAAAUCCUGGAUAGACAUAAACUACAGGAGCAACAGGUUGAUGAAUCGAAGGAGGUGGAGAGUAUCGUGCCGAGCUACGCCUGUCAGAGAAGGACCACCCUGGAGAACCACAACACCGUCUUCACUGAUGCGCUGUCUCUCCUGGCUGAAAACGCUGAGCUCAGUGACGAGGACGGACGAGGCGUUGCGUUCCGACGAGCCGCCGCCGUGCUGAAGGCUCUCCACAGCCCGGUGAUAGACCUGCUGCAGCUCAGAGGGCUGCCCUGUCUGGGAGGACAUUCACUCAGAGUCAUCAAAGACGUUUUGGAACAUGGAGCAUCCAGUGAAGUGGAGUGUACAAAGCAGUCAGAGCGGUUUAAAGCACUGAAGGUGUUAACAGGUAUUUUUGGGGUUGGAGCAAAAACAGCAGAGCGAUGGAUCAGAGAGGGGAUACACAGCCUUCCUCAGUUACAGGACUCUGCACACACACUCAAUAGAGCUCAACAAGCAGGUCUGGAGCACUAUGAUGACCUCAACCAGCCGGUCACUAAGGCCGAGGGUGACGCCAUCGGAGAGAUUGUGGAGAAAGCUGUCAUGUCUGUGUUGCCAGGGGCACAGAUUACUCUGAUAGGAGGUUUCAGGAGAGGGAAGCUGACAGGCCAUGAUGUGGACUUCCUGAUAACACACCCAGAGGAGGGCAGAGAGGUGGGGCUGAUGCCUAAAGUCGUGUCCUGGUUGGAAUCAAAGGGUUUCUUGUUGUACCAGAAAACUACAAGAAACUCUUACCUGGAGUCAAAAGACGGUCCUGCUCGGCCUUCCUCCAACAUGGACCGCUUCGAGAGGUGUUACUCCAUCUUUAAACUGCCUGAGGAUGCGAAAGAAGGAACAAAACAAACGGAGACGCUGACAGAAGAUACACCUGAGGACACGUGUCGUCUUACAACCCCCUCGUUGGUUAAAGAUGAAGGAAGUGAGUCGACAAAACGUGCCAAUCUCAAACCAUGGAGAGCGGUCAGAGUGGACCUGGUGGUGUCGCCCAUCAGCCAGUUUGCUUUUGCUCUGCUGGGCUGGACCGGAUCAAAGUUGUUUGAGAGAGAGCUGCGCCGCUGGGCGGGGCACGAGAAGGCCAUGUCUCUGAGCAGCCACGCUCUGUACGAUAACACACAGAGCAAGUACCUGAGAGCUUCAUCAGAGGAGGAGAUUUUUGCUCAUCUCGGUCUGGAGUACAUCCCUCCGUCAGAGAGAAACGCCUGACCGGAGCUGAGGAUCUCCUGCAGGAGGAACCAGCAGGUACCAUGUGAGGGUCAUACCUGCAGAGAGGGGGGGGGCAGGGGGGGUUAAUGCAGUAUCAGCUGGUGGUUCAGCCCAAAAGACAGAACUGCACGGGGCUCUAUUGAUGCAGUCAUGUUGCUUCAGGAUCCAUGAUUAUUAGGUAACUAAAUCCAUGACUGAUUCCAAAAUAAUACCAUUUUAUAACUAUAAGAUUUUAGAUCACUGAAAAGCUACCAUCAACUAUUUUAUCCACGGUCACAACAAUCGCAGCGUUUGAAAACGCAAGAAGAUGGAAUAUGAAAAAUAUGAUGAAGGAAUACAGAACAUUUUCCCUCAUAACUUUUUACCGGAUUAAAAAUGUGACUUUUUUGUUCGUCAACGCGGAGUUUUUUGUGCGGAUUCCUCAGUGUUGCCGUCCCGCUGCACCGCUGAACUGGCCUCUUAAAAUGCAUGAGUAGCUGCGUUUGUAUGGCCUUUUAUUGCCUUUUUUUGCCCUGUUUGCACAUUAAUAUGAACUGAAUUCCAAAAAUGGAAUUUUGAAGCAAUAUUUGCACUGUAGGGAACCUGUGUUAGUGGACUAGUCAACUAGGCUAAGACUAAUACAGUGUAGUACAGCAGUCCUUUAAUAAAUCACCUACGAAGGCAAUGCUUUUCAGUUUGUGUUAAAACUGUUUUAGAGAGAUGUUUAUUCCACUUUAUGAUCAUUUUGGAUGCAUUUAGUUUUAGCUGUAGUUCUGGCAAAGGAGUGAAGGCAUCCUCAAUUAAAAUGUUUAAAACUGAUAUAUAAUAAAUGCUCUGAUCUUGCUGCUUGCUGAAGAAAGUAUUUGUUAUAAGCUGCUGAACCGUACAAUCUGUUCUUAAUACAAAUCCAAUGAAAAGGCAACAAUGUGAACCUCAUGGUGGCGCUAGAGGAAAAGUCAGGGGCUGCUUCCUCAAUAACCUGUUAUUUAAAUACAUGAGAUAGUUUGGUCUGGACCAAAUAGGUCGACCAAGUGACUAAUAUAGGGGAGUAAAGUGUGAUGGGAAUACAUCUGCAGCCCAGCAGAAGAUAAUGUUAAAAAAGAAGCAGGAUAACAGUUUGACCUGAUCAAACACCAACAGAGCCGAACAUCGAAACACGCUAUCUGUCGUUUGACAAAGAAACAUAGCAGAUAACUGUCAAGAUUUAUUUUCUUUCAUAUCUGUACAACUCGUGUUCUUCUUAUACAGAGUGACAUAUUUGACCAUCCUGUCUUUGUAAGUGUUCAAGGAACAUUUCCCCACAGACACACCUGUGUGCUACUGAUCUGUAUUCUACAACGUCUGUUCCAAAAGAAAGCCACACAGCAGAGAGACCACAAGUGAUCUCAGCUAAAUGCAAUGUAAUGUAAUCUCCAGGAAAAUAACAGGAAGUCAGUGACAAUAUAUAAAAAAAUGUGUUAUGCUGCUUCAUACUGCUACUCCACUUCAUAUCAGGGGAAUAUUGUCUUUACGACACAACCUUUUUCUAAAGCUACAGUCACUGGCAUUAAGAAACCUGCUUUUAAAAUACAACAUAUAAAUAAUAAGCCAGUGGUUCCCAAACGUUUAGUGUGACGAUAUGUCUAUGAUUUGUUAACAGAGAGUCAGACAGUCAGAAAUCAACGAGGUGGAGUAACCGUUCGAUAAAUGACAAAAUGUGAAUACAAAUGUAGUUAUCAUAUCUUCUUUCUUCUCAUGAACCACCUUAUGAUCCCUCAGAUUUAACUGGUGACCCUCUAGGUUGAAAACCUUUGAACUAAACUAGCUAACUUGUACUCAAAGUAGUUAAAACUAGCUGACCAGAGCCGCUACAACUGAGAAAUGUUGAUCUAAAAUGUAUGCAUCUAAUGUCACAUAAAACCAGUCACAAGAAGCACUUUACUGCAGAAUGAGUACAUUUACUGCGGAUAUUUCAGGGAUAUUGUGGUGAAAAUACUUUCAUACCUAGGGCGAGUUUUUAAAUGCAGGACUUUCACUUUUAUCCGUAUACUUUUAAAUAGCAGUAUUGUUACUUUAACUUUUAUAAAGGAUCUGAGUAAUUUUUCCACCACUGUGUUCCUUACAUUGUUUUCUGUUUGGGUGUUACUCUUGUGUUUUUAUGCAGGGAAAUCUCAACUAUAAAGAGUACUUAGAAUGUUAAUAACAUAUUAAACGUAUACAAAAGAAA
Messenger RNA from Gymnodraco acuticeps, 3961 nucleotides. RefSeq names its product polymerase (DNA directed), mu (gene polm). Gene Ontology annotation, molecular function: DNA-directed DNA polymerase activity; DNA binding. The record is from RefSeq and is a predicted model, not a curated record. Lineage: Eukaryota; Metazoa; Chordata; Actinopteri; Perciformes; Bathydraconidae. Gene Ontology annotation, biological process: double-strand break repair via nonhomologous end joining. Gene Ontology annotation, cellular component: nucleus. Bases 205 to 1776 code for a protein of 523 amino acids. The transcript has 11 exons.